CGGGAGCGGGCGGCCGGGCGGACGGACGGACGGACGGCGAUGUGGACGUCGCUCGGCACCGUCACGGAGUCCGCCGGCCGCAGGGCAGCCAGCUGCCGCUUCUGGGCUGUCGUCCUGGGAGCAGCGGCGGGGGUCUUUCUCCUCGGGUUUCUCAUCGGCUGGUUUGCAAAACCUACAGAAAAGACAUCUGUGAGUCCUCAUGAGGACAUGAAGGCGGCAUUUAUGGCUGAAAUGAAGGCUGAAAACAUCAAGCAGUUUCUUUACAAUUUUACACAGCUUCCUCACCUAGCAGGAACAAAGGAGAAUCUGAAUCUGGCACAGCAAGUCCAAGCUGAGUGGAAAGAGUUUGGUUUGGAUUCUGUUCAGUUGGUUCAUUAUGAUGUCUUGCUCUCUUACCCUGAUGACACUAAGCCCAACUACAUCUCAAUAAUUGAUGAGCAUGGAAAUGAGAUUUUCAACACAUCAUUAUCUGAGCCUCCUCCUCCAGGAUAUGAGGCUGUUAGAGAUGUGGUGCCACCCUACAGUGCGUUUUCAGCCCAAGGAAUACCUGAGGGUGAGUUAGUGUAUGUGAAUUAUGGCCGCAUUGAGGACUUCUUUAAGCUAGAACGUGAAAUGAAAAUUAACUGUACAGGAAAGAUUGUUAUUGCCAGAUAUGGGAAGAUCUUCAGAGGAAAUAAGGUGAAGAAUGCUGAAUUGGCAGGUGCCAAGGGAGUUAUUCUGUACUCUGACCCUGCUGACUACUGCGCCCCAGGAGUAGAUCCCUAUCCAAAUGGCUGGAACCUUCCAGGUGGAGGAGCCCAGCGUGGAAAUGUGUUAAACCUGAACGGAGCAGGGGAUCCUCUGACACCAGGUUAUCCUGCAAAAGAAUAUACCUACCGAUUAGACAAAGCCAGUGGUGUAGGUCUCCCGAAAAUUCCAGUUCAUCCCAUUGGCUAUCAUGAUGCUGAGUCAUUACUGCGCAAUAUGGGAGGAUAUGGACCACCACAUAGUAGCUGGAAAGGAAAUUUGAAUGUAUCUUACAACGUUGGUCCUGGUUUCACAACAAAUUAUUCUACAAGAAAGGUGAAAAUGCACAUUCAUAGCCACAAUGAAGUAAGAAGGAUUUACAAUGUGAUUGGUACCAUCAGAGGCGAAGUGGAACCAGACAGAUACAUCAUCCUGGGAGGCCACCGUGACUCAUGGGUGUUUGGUGGCAUUGAUCCUCAGAGUGGGGCAGCUGUGGUUCAUGAGAUUGUGAGGAGCUUUGGAAAACUGAAAAAGAAAGGAUGGAGGCCAAGGAGAACAGUGAUAUUUGCAAGCUGGGAUGCAGAGGAAUUUGGCUUGUUAGGAUCAACUGAGUGGGCUGAGGAAAAUGCCAAAGUUUUGCAAGCACGGGCAGUGGCUUACAUCAAUGCAGAUUCGUCCAUCGAAGGAAACUACACACUACGAGUGGAUUGCACACCACUGAUGUACAGACUGGUGUACAGUCUGACUAAAGAGAUACCAAGUCCUGAUGAGGGGUUUGAAGGAAAAUCUCUUUAUGAGAGCUGGUAUAAAAAAAAUCCAUCAAGAGAAUAUAAAGAGGUCCCCAGCAUAAAUAAACUGGGUUCUGGCAAUGACUUUGAAGUCUUUUUCCAACGUCUCGGCAUCGCUUCAGGCAGAGCACGUUACAGUAAAAAUUUGAAUGUAGAAAAAUAUAGCAGCUAUCCAGUUUACCACAGUGUCUAUGAAACAUAUGAAAUUGUGGAGAAGUUUUAUGAUCCCACUUUCAAGAAUCAUCUGACAGUAGCUCAGGUACGGGGAGGGCUGGUGUUUGAAUUGGCCAACUCCAUUGUGCUUCCUUUCGACUGUAGAGAUUAUGCAUCAGCUGUGAGCAACUAUGCUCACAUCAUCUAUAAUUUGUCAAGGAAUCAUGAAGAGGAACUGGCAACAUACAAUGUAUCCUUUGAUGCUCUCUUUUCAGCUGUGAAGAAUUUUUCGGAAGUUGCUGCUAGCUUUCAUGAGAGACUGCAACAAAUAGAUAUCAAUAACCAACUUGCUGUCAGAUCACUAAAUGAUCAGCUCAUGUUUCUAGAAAGGGCUUUCAUCGAUCCUCUUGGAUUACCUGGCAGGCCAUUCUAUAGACAUGUUGUCUUUGCUCCAAGCAGCCAUAACAAGUAUGCAGGAGAAUCAUUCCCAGGGAUCUAUGAUGCCAUGUUUGACAUUAAAAACAAAGCUGAUCAACACGAAGCCUGGGACGAAGUUAGGAGGCAGAUUUCCAUUGCAGCCUUCACUGUGCAGGCAGCAGCAGAAACACUGAAAGAAGUAGCAUAAAUAUCAACAACAUAAUCGUCAAUGAAGACUACAUAUGACAGCUUGCAGAAGCCUUAAAAACAGAGCAAUUAAAAACACUAGGAAGAUUAUUACAAAGAACACAAAAUCUAAAAAAAUCUUUUUCUUUGCAAAUAAUAUAGCCAAGAGGAAUGCAUUUAGCAAUGUUAACAAGGUAAUGUAUUCCAUUUGGAGAACUCAGGCUUUAGAUAUCUUGUGAAGUCAGAGUGAAAAAGGUUCAUGUUUUCUCUCAGCUUCAUAUUUUAAGAAUUCUAACCACUGGAUUUAUUUUCAGAGCUUUGAAUUUUUCUAGCUUGAUUAUUAUAGCAGUCUUCAUAGUGCAUCAGGAAACCAGUAGUCAUUUCAUGUUUCUAUCAGUUUCUAAUUUUGUUGUUGACUUUUUAUUAUUUACCUUAGAGUUGCAUAAUUAUACUCCAAGAUAGGCCUUUCAGCUCUCCUUUUACACAAAGAAUCACAUAUGAAGAUGGGAAGACUGUCACAUACCGUGUGCGGGAUGUAUAAUGAUCAUAACAAGUUUUGGGCAGCCAGCCCAGAAUACUCAUCCAUGACGUUCUUUUCACAUGCCGAGUCUUGCAGCUGUUUGCAAAUAAAAUUAAGCAAGAAGCCUUCUAGUCACCAGAGUAAAAACAAGGCAAUACAUCUUGUCAAACGUAUAAUCAUCCCACAAAACAUGUCAUUCGAGAUUAAGACCUUCUUUUAUUCUUUUAUCCAAAAUCUGCUAUGCCUUGUCAAUAUCAAGGUAUUUUUAAUAUGAAGACAAUUAGAAGCAAAGAAAAUUCAUCAUGUCCUUAGUUUGAAAGGAUACCAAAUUAUUACCAUCUUUGUAGAGUCCAUAUUUCUAAUUUUGGUGUGCAGCUUACUCUUAUGACAGACUGCUCAAAAGGCUACAAGGGGACAAGGGAGAUCAGACAGAGAAGACUCGGAAAAUCAGAUCCCUUCAUCUGACACUCUGCCGCUGGAGGAUUACUAACCCCUCGCACAGCAAAUAUUUUGUGUAAUUUGAUCUGCCAUUUUAGCUGAGGCCUCUACCAUGUCUUAGAAGACUGUCCCGUGAUUUGAUGGUUUUCAGUGUCAUGGUAGAUUUUUUUCUUUUCCAUAAGAACUCAUUUAUUCAUAAAUAUUAAUACUCUUCACAUUAAAAUCCUUUAGGCAAGUUACUAUAAUUAAGUCAUUUCUUUACAUAACUGUUGGUCUUUCUCAUAAAAUAAUACAGUUUGCCAGAUAAUGGGAAAUGCUCUUACACCCACAGUUAUUGCCCAGUUAUUUUCACAUUUUUAUGAAAGUGAUUGGAGUAAAACCACAGAGACAUGUCUUCCCCGAAAUCUAGUUCUGCUGAUGGGAGGCAUUGCUGUCUCUAACUGUUUUGUCGCUACUGGCUGCUCCACUGUUCCUUUUGCCAAUGGAGAAUUCAUUAUGACGGUCUAUAAUCCACCUCUGGCAAAAUUAGCCAGGUUAGUUUAGAUCAUCAGUUAGGUUAACCUAGAGGAUUUUGAAUGCAGCAAUCAAGGGAAUGAUAACACAAAUCCACAUGCAGAGGGGGGCAGCAAUAAACAGCUUCUGUUGACCAGGUGGAUACAAAAAGAGUAUUUUUCUAUUGCUAAGGAGGAUGGACUGAAGCACCAAACUCAGAAAUUGUGGAGAUCUUUCCCUAAAUGAUCUGUAAGCUUCCUCAGCAACUUUUUCUCUCAGCCCAGAAGACAUAAUUUUUUAAUCUCUGUCCAAACCAUAGCAUUGUUUCAUUUAAGUUUAAUUAGGGCCCUUUUUGGCAAUAGCUAGCAGAUAAUACACAAUGUCAGGGCCCAGGAUCUCACAAAAUAGAGACAGUUACACUCUUAAACUACAGCAACAUCCAUUUUUAAAAAAAAAAAUCUGUGGGCUGUCCCCUAACCACUGUGGGGAAUAGGAUACAGGAACAGAAGUUCUCUCUCUCCUACUGACUCUGCUCCCCAUCACAGAAAAAAUUCAAGGCUAACUGGUCCAGAGAGAGGAAGCACCCAUAAGGCUGCUUGUAACACGAUGGUUUACAUCAUGUUUUGGUAAGGUGGGAUUCAAACUGUCCAGUGCCAUCUCCCAGGUUUGGGUCUGCUUUGUGACCCAUCUUUGUUCAGUGCAAACCACAGCCUGUAGCAGCUGAAUUUUUAAAGCAAAUGGAACUUUGCUUGAUUUUGUAAGAGAAGAAUAUCUUUAGAUGGACUCAGUCCAGCUCUUUCCCCAAGCCCUAACCUAGUCUCUUAUCAGACAUUUGAGGUCGAAGACCCUAUGCUGAAGGCUAUUGGUGGGGGUGUUUCCCCACUCACUUGGCAUGAAGCUUUUCUGAUCUCCAUUCUGAGAAGCCUAAUACUUGGUGCUGACUCCUCUGGAGACAGCCACUGUGAUUCUUAUCCUUAGUUUACCCAGCAUCAACUUGGACGUUCCUGGCCCCACUGCAGAAAGCCACCACAAUGUACAAAUUUGUUACAACAAACUAGCACUCGUUCUGUUUUUCCUCAAUAUACUGGGCUGCAAUUUGUGCUUGUUCAACAGCUUCUUCAAGAGCUGCUAAGACACCUUUGCUUCUUUACCUGGGACUCGCUGAGAGAGGGGAAGACAGGUGGCAGGUCAUAAGCAUGAUAGGUAUUCCAUGGUAAGCUGUCUGCGCUUGUAAGUGUAUAUCUCAGACUCCUUCAUUUCUGUGAGGAAGGAAGCACAGGUGUCUAGUUUGGCAAGCCCUGAGUUAGAUGUGGCAGCAUCUAGUGUCUAGACACAUUAUGGCCCUUUCUGAAGUUCUUGAUCAGUUUUUAAAUUUAAAAUAAAGAUGCUUUUUAGCCUUCAAGAACUUAUGUGGAAAUUCUGAUAAGAACAUUCUUCUCCCUAAAUCAUGUCUUAUUGUCAGUCUUCUAUGCAGUCUAAAUAUAGCCACUGCAGCCUUCAGUUCCUCAAAGACUAUGCCAGGCAGAAGUUGCUGGUGUCAUUACUGGACAGCAAAGGGCAAAGCCUAUGUAGCUAAUUACUGAAACUACAUGAUUUGUAGCCAGCUGUCCAAGCCAUAUGUCAAAAUAUAUGCAUGGAUGCAUGUGCAACUGUCCAUUUCCUAUAUGUGUCACUAGGAUUAUGAAAGCAAAAAAGGAAAGAAUAGUUGUGUAUGCACUGAGAAAUGUCCUUUAACAUGACGCAUUUACUAGGAUGAUACAAAGAAGCAAGGGUCACAUUUCACAUUUAUGAACAAAAUAAGGCCAGUUGGCAUGUGCCAGCAAAUGAAGACAUCUAGUUCCUACCAGACAAGUGGGGAACAAUGGUUAAAUAAAUAAGUAAUAUGCGUUAAAAGCACUGUCUAUUAAUAUGUUCUUGCAAAUGUAGCUGCACUGAGAAACAUUUCCAGUCCAUUGAUUCUUAAAGCUCAAAAAAAUGUCUGAACCAGCCACAUGAGCGAGGAGGUGUAUGCUAUGAAGCAGCCUACUAAGGAAAGGCAGACAAUGAGAAGCCAGAUACAGGAAUAACUACUUUUUAAGCAUCUGUAUUUUUUGUUAGAACUUCCAGGGUAUCUCAGCGGCAUAGCUAUUAGCUAACUGAAGCCCUGAGUGUGAAAUCCUUUCCUAUACAAGAAGUCAAGAUAAGGUUUGUGUGCUAAUUCUCCUUCAGCAAAGUAGAACAUAAAACAACAUAAGUCUUUUUUUUCUAAACUUACGCAGUAAGUUGAAAUUCACUCUUAACACUGCCAAGUGCUGUUGACCAGAUUAGCUGUUUUGGCUCUCAAGCUUUGAUAUUAUUCCAUAGUAAUUGGCCAACAAAGGCUGUUGAAUUAAGUAGAAAAAUAAAAUUCAGGAACAAACCCCAAAA
Harpia harpyja (harpy eagle) is the source of this 6126-nucleotide messenger RNA. Its product is annotated as putative N-acetylated-alpha-linked acidic dipeptidase. The coding region runs from base 40 to 2292 and encodes 750 amino acids. The transcript is spliced from 19 exons. Gene Ontology annotation, molecular function: carboxypeptidase activity. The record is from RefSeq and is a predicted model, not a curated record. NCBI's taxonomy places the organism in Eukaryota, Metazoa, Chordata, Aves, Accipitriformes, Accipitridae.